This is a messenger RNA of Schistosoma spindalis, 675 nucleotides long. Lineage: Eukaryota; Metazoa; Platyhelminthes; Trematoda; Strigeidida; Schistosomatidae. The record is from the annotation of a GenBank genome assembly.
AUGACCUCUGAAGGUCGACCACAUUUUAAGAUGAAUUUACUUAAACCGCUGAUUAUAAAACCAAACAUCAGUGGUUUGAUCAACAGUUUGUGUAGUAAAAUGCGGUCACUCUCCAUCCCACCGUCAAUACCGUCGGAGAUACUAUACCAGCGUGAAAUAACACCUGCUAAGACACCAGCUCAUCAUAAUAAUCCAGAAAUCGAAAAGCUGUUAAAAGACGAACUAUGUGAUUACCCCGCAUAUUCCUCACGGAAAAUUCGCCAUGGAUUUCAGGAUGCUAUCAUGAUUCGUGAUUACAAGCGCAGACAAGUUUCUGCUCAUUUUUGUAACUUACGCAUCAGAUUAAACGCUAUCAGGAAAAACACGAUUUUACCCCAGGAAAUCAAGGAUUUAGCAACGUUAUAUAUUUCAUCGUUACCACGUGAUAGCAAUUGGACGCGCAUUUUAAGCAGAUGUACCGUUACUUCGAGGAGACGAGGAUGUAAAACACGUUGGAAAGUUUCACGUAUUAUAUGGAGAAAAUAUGCAGACUAUAACAGAAUGUCUGGGGUACUUUGGGCUCGCUGGGGAUCGAAUACUCGAAGCAUACGAAGACAUAUGUUAUGGCCGCCUCCUAGAGAAACCCCUGUCUCUGAAUAUAUACAUCGAUAUUACAAAAACUUGGCUGAUGUAUAG